Molecule: messenger RNA, 1683 nt
Organism: Effrenium voratum
Lineage: Eukaryota; Dinophyceae; Suessiales; Symbiodiniaceae
Source: the annotation of a GenBank genome assembly
AUGGCCCCGGCGCUCACGUGGCAGACGGACGGCGUCGUGGCCUUCACGGCGCCCUGGGCCGCGGAGGCCUCCGGCGGCGUGGCGCUGCGGCCGCGGGGGCGCGGGGCCGAGGCACAACUCCACGAGGUGGACGGCCGCGGGCGGUCGGUGCAGUCCGUGUCGCGGCUCGACUUCGGCGCGGAUGGCGGCUGCAUGGUGACGGAGUGGUCCUCCCAGAGCGGCUGGGUCGAGGUGGGCCGGUUCCCCGGAGGCGGUGUGCGGUGGUGCUGGGCGAAGGGCCCGGGAGGGCAGUGGAAGGUCUGGGCCGAGGCGGACACCGGGGAGAAGAUUCUGCUGAACAAGACCUUCAACAGCAGCGCGCCGCAGCUGAAGCUGUUUUCGAUCAAGAAUUGGCAGAGUCUGGACAUCUCGCUGCUGCCGCUUCAACCAGGGCCUGGCAAUGCUCCGCAAGUGAGCCCUCAGCCUUCGCAAGCCGAGCUCAAGGCGCAAGUGGACCAGCUGACCUCAGAGGUGCAGAGUGAGAGGGUGCAGAAGGCAGAGCUUCAGCAGCGGCUUGCAGAGAUCACCCAGGAGAAGGCUGAGGCAGCAGAGCAACAAGAAGCCUUGCGCCAAGCAAAGCAGGAAAUGCAGCAGCAGCUGGAGCAGCUUACACAGGAGAAGGCUGAGGCAACACAGCAACAGGAAGCCUUGCACCAAGAAAAGCAGGAAUUGCAGCAGCAGCUGGAGCAGCUUACGCAGGAGAAGGCUGAGGCAGCACAGCAACAGGAAGCCUUGCACCAAGAAAAGCAGGAAUUGCAGCAGCAGCUGGAGCAGCUUACGCAGGAGAAGGCUGAGGCAGCACAGCAACAGCAAGAAAAGAAAGAUUUGCAGCAGCAGGUGGAGCAGCUUACACAGGAGAAGGCUGAAGCAACACAGCAACGGGAAGCUUUGCACCAGGAAAAGCAGGAACUGCGGCAGCAGCUGGAGCAGUCCAGGCACGAUUUUGCCUUGCUUUCGCAGCAUCAGCUUGAACAAUCCAGGCACGACUUGGCGUUGCUCAGGGAGGAGAAGGCUCAGGUGACCCAGCGGCAGCUUGAGCAGCUCCGGCGUGACUUCAUGUUGGCUUCGAAGCAGGCGGCGACCGAGCAGAAGCUGGCGGAAGUCGCGCGACAGCUUUCCCAGUUGAAGGAGCACUGUGAUGCUGUCGUCGCGUUCAUCGCCUCCGACAGCGAUCCACAGCCCGGAGCAGGCGAUUCCCCGGCCAGCGGAAGCUGGCCUGUGAUAGACCAAGAGGAGGCGCAGUCGGUGCAGUCGAGCGACCUGAGCAGCGCGUCCGCCGGGUCUGCCAAGUGCUUCCUCCCGAACACGGCCCUGGCCGGGGCCGGCAGCGCCGAGGGCCACCUGCUGCGAGUGGAGCGCCUGAAGCCGGGGGACAAGGUCCGGCUGAGCGACGGCACCGAGGCCUCGGUGCUGGACGUAAAGCGGCACCCCUCCAAGAGGAGGCCCUACGACGUCAUGGAGCUCAGCACGCACCAGGGCAAGUUCCCGGUGUCGGACUCCCAUCAUGUGGCAGUGCCUGGGGUCGCAGGCCCGCUUCGUCGGCAAGCAGAUUCCUUGAGGCAGGGGGAUCUGGUGAUCGUGAGCGGCGACGAGCGGAGGCUGACCAACGUGGUCCCCAAGAAGGAGCCGCACCAAUCUCUUUGA